AGUGUUUUUUAUUAUUCCGUUAAUCAGCGGCGGAGCGGAAUUACAGUGCGGAUUUUGCUUUAUUUCAGCUUUAAUUCUGUUUUAUUUACCCGAUUAUAAACUUUAAACUGCAGAUAAACUCCGGUACAUGGUUUCUUUGCGGUUAUCUCGGUGAUUUAUCGCGUUAUUUAGCGUGUUAAGUGCCUGGAGUUACACACAGCGGCUCUGAGACUCUUCAUUACUCACAGCAGUCAUGGGGAACCGGGGUAUGGAGGACCUCAUCCCUUUAAUCAAUAAGCUGCAGGACGCUUUCAGCUCCAUCGGGCAGAGCUGUAACCUGGACCUGCCCCAGAUCGCCGUGGUGGGCGGCCAGAGUGCCGGCAAGAGCUCCGUACUGGAGAACUUCGUUGGAAGGGAUUUUCUGCCCCGUGGUUCAGGAAUUGUCACUCGCAGACCCCUCAUCCUCCAGCUGGUCAACAGCAACGCAGAGUAUGCAGAGUUUCUACACUGUAAAGGGAAGAAGUUUGUGGAUUUUGAUGAGGUGCGGAUGGAGAUUGAGGCUGAAACAGACCGAAUAACAGGAUCUAAUAAAGGAAUCUCCCCCAUUCCCAUCAAUUUACGGGUCUACUCCCCUCACGUGCUGAAUCUGACGCUGAUUGAUCUGCCCGGUAUGACGAAGGUGGCGGUGGGAGAUCAGCCCCAUGAUAUCGAGUUCCAGAUCAGGGACAUGCUGCUGCAGUUCAUCACUAAGGAGAGUUGUCUGAUUCUGGCUGUAACUCCAGCCAACACUGACCUGGCCAACUCUGACGCUCUGAAAAUCUCCAAGGAGGUCGACCCACAGGGUCUGAGGACCAUCGGUGUGAUCACCAAACUGGACCUGAUGGAUGAAGGAACUGAUGCCAGAGAUAUCCUCGAGAAUAAACUACUGCCGCUUCGCAGAGGCUACAUUGGCGUGGUGAACCGCAGUCAGAAGGACAUUGACGGGAGGAAGGAUAUCCGAGUCGCUCUGGCGGCCGAGAGGAAGUUCUUCCUGUCCCAUCCUGCUUACAGACACAUAGCAGAACGCAUGGGGACGCCUCACCUGCAGAAAACACUCAACCAGCAACUGACCAAUCACAUCAGGGACACGCUGCCCGGGCUGCGCUCCAAACUGCAGAGUCAGCUGCUCUCCCUGGAGAAGGAGGUGGAGGAGUACAAGAACUUCAAACCAGACGACCCGACUCGCAAAACUAAAGCCCUGCUGCAGAUGGUGCAGCAGUUCGGGGUGGAUUUUGAGAAGCGUAUUGAGGGAUCAGGAGAUCAGGUGGACACUCUGGAACUGUCCGGCGGAGCUCGAAUCAACCGGAUCUUCCACGAGCGCUUCCCCUUCGAGCUCGUCAAGAUGGAGUUUGAUGAGAAGGAGCUGAGGAGAGAGAUCAGUUACGCCAUUAAGAACAUUCACGGUGUGAGGACGGGCUUGUUUACCCCUGACCUGGCGUUUGAGGCUAUAGUGAAAAAGCAGAUCAUUAAGCUGAAGGAACCGUGUCUGAAAUGCGUGGACCUGGUGGUGUCCGAGCUGUCCACCCUCAUCCACAAGUGUACAGAUAAGCUGGGUUCGUAUCCACGCCUGAGAGAAGAAACUGAAAGAAUAGUGACAACUUACGUCCGAGAGAGAGACAGCAAGACCAAAGAUCAGGUGAUGUUGCUGAUCGAUAUUGAGCUGUCCUACAUCAACACCAACCAUGAGGACUUUAUUGGAUUUGCGAAUGCCCAGCAGAGUGCCAACGUCACCAAGAAGAGAGCCAUGCCCAACCAGGUGAUCAGAAGAGGAUGGCUCACCAUUAAUAUCAGUAUAAUGAAGGGCGGCUCUAAAGACUAUUGGUUCGUCCUCACCGCCGAGUCUCUGUCCUGGUACAAAGACGAGGAGGAGAAAGAGAAAAAGUACAUGCUGCCCCUGGAUAACCUGAAGAUCAGAGAUGUGGAGAAAGGCUUCAUGUCCACUAAACACACCUUUGCCAUCUUCAAUACCGAGCAGAGGAAUGUGUAUAAGGAUCUGCGUCAGAUUGAGCUGGCGUGUGACUCUCAGGAGGAUGUGGACAGCUGGAAGGCCUCGUUCCUCAGGGCGGGGGUGUAUCCUGAGAAAGACCAGGCAGAGAACGAGGAGGGGGCUCCGGCCGACACCUUUUCCAUGGAUCCCCAGCUGGAGAGACAGGUGGAAACCAUCCGCAACCUGGUGGAUUCUUACAUCGGCAUCGUCAACAAGAGCAUCCGCGACCUCAUGCCCAAAACCAUCAUGCACCUCAUGAUCAACAGCGCGAAGGAGUUUAUCCACUCGGAGCUGCUGGCGUACUUGUACUCGUCGGCGGAUCAGAACAGUCUGAUGGAGGAGAGUGCGGAUCAGGCCCAGCGCCGGGACGAGAUGCUGAGGAUGUACCACGCCCUCAGAGAGGCCCUCAACAUCAUCGGAGACAUCAGCACCACCACCAUCUCUACACCUAUACCUCCACCUGUAGACGACACCUGGCAGCAGAGAGAACCCAGCCCUCCUGCUCAGCGUAAGCCUGCAGUAUCGGCUCCCCCUCCUGGUCGUCCUCCUGCGGUUCGUGGGCCUCCUACAGCCAAUCCCACCGCUGCGUUCGGGGCCCCUCCCGUUCCGUUUCGCCCGUCCCCGGUGAACGCUUAUGGCAGCGGGACCCUGGAGCCCGUCGCCCCUCCCCCUCAGAUCCCCUCUCGACCCGCCAGAGUUCCCCCGUCCCUCCCCCCGGGCAUCCCCAGGAGACCUCCAACAGCUCCGAACCGUCCCACCAUCAUCCGCCCCUCUGAGCCCUCCCUGCUGGACUAGAGUAACACACACAUCCCAUAACACACUAUAUACACAGGGACCUGAGUGUGUGUAUGGGUGUGUAUAAAUGUGUGUGUGUGUGUGUGUGUGUGUGAGCACACUAUGGGAAACACACACACCAUCAGAUUGAGUUAUAACUUGAUUUAUUACAGUAAUUAAUUCAGAUUAGUUUAGAUUUUGUUGUUUUUGAUGAUUUGGUUUUAAACCACUUCAAAGAGCUUUAAAACAUCUGUCGGCACAUCCUCAACUAAACUCAACUAAACAACCAUCAUCUUAAGUAAGAUCUACACAAGAGAUACGAGCUUUUUCCUCUUUUCUGUUUAGAAACUUCUUUCUUUCCCUGAACUUAAACAUGUUAAAAAUGAUUUACAUUAACAAACUGAUAAAAUCCUCUACAGGAAACUAAAUAUGGCAUUUUCUCAACAUUUAACACACAGUGUCUAUUUACUCAAUUUAACAGAUUGUAAAGAAUUAAAAAACACACAGAUAGUGUGCUGCAGCUCCUUUGUUUUAGUAACUAAACAGUUUUUUCUCAUUUUUUAUUUAUUUACAACAGCGAAAGCUUAGCAAAACUUUGAUAGUACCAGCCCCUUUCUACUUAGCAAAGGCUUAGCAGCCAGCAGUUAUACCAUGGCAACACCAAGCAACUGCUUAAGGACCUUACCAUAGCAUCUAACUGUUAGCAUAGCAACUGCAUGGAAAUACCUUAGCAACCAGCAGCUAUACCGGAACAAGGCUUAGCAAGGGCUUAGCAACACCUUUGGAACUGUUUAAGGACCCUACUUUAGCAUCUAGCUGUUACCAAAGCAACUUUCAGCAGCUAUACCAUAGUGACACCUAGAAAUGGCCUAGCAGCACUUUUUAGAACUCCUUAAGGUCUUACCUUAGCAUCUGUUAGCAUAGUGACUGCAUGGAAAUAUCUUAGCAACCAGCAGCUCUACAAUAGCAACCCCAAGAAAUGGCCUAGCAGCAUCUUUGGAACUGCUUUAGGACGCCAUAGCAUCUAACUAUUACCAUAGCAACUGCAUGGGAAUACCAUAGCAACUGCAUGGGAAUACCAUAGCGACACAUUAGCAUUUAACUGUAUCCCAGCUAUACCAUACCAGCACCUAGCAGUGGCCUAGCAACAGCCAAGCAACCCCUUUGGAACUGCUUAGCGGCACAUUAGCAUCUAUUACCAUAGAAAUUGCAUGAAAAUACCUUAGUAACUAGCAGCUAUACCAUAGCAACACGUAGCAAUGGCCUACCAUUGGCUUAGCAAGGCCUUUUGAAGUACUUAACAACCUUACCUUUGUAGCCUAACUGUUAGCAUAGCAACUGCAUGGAAAUUCCUUAGCAACUGCAUGGAAAUACCUUAGCAACCUGCCACUACAGUAUAGCAACACUUUAGCAACCAGCAGCUAUACCAUAGCAACACGUAGCAACAGACUAGCAAAACCUUUGGAACUGCUUACUGGCACAUAAGCAUCUUACUAUUACUCUAGCAAAUGCAUGAAAACACCAUAUCAACCUAAAGGUACAGUGUAGCAACACUUUAGCAACCAGCAGCUGUACUAUAGUGACACUUAGCAACGUCCUACCAACACUUUUGGGACUGCUUAGCAACCUUCUCUUAGCAUCUAAUAGUUACCAUAGCAACUGCAUGGAAAUUCCUUAGCAACCAGCAGCUAUGCAAUAGCAACACCUAGCAACGGCCUAGCAACACCUUUGGACCUGCUUAGAGACACAUUAUCAUCUAACUAUUACCGUAGCAGCUGCAUGUAAAUACCUUAACAACCACUACUAAGCAACAAUUUAUAAACCAGCAUUAAUUGCGCUAGCUUUUUGCACACUACAAAAUGUAUUUUUAAGAAGAGAAUCUGACUUUUUAUUUUAGUGAAAUUUAAGUGUAUUUACUAAACUGAAGAAGCUACAGCACACAUUUAGUUUUAAUUAGAUGACUUAGUGUAUAAUCUGUUAAAUUCAGUAAAUUAACACUAAUUGUGUUUUAGAAAGUGUUGCUUUGCACAGAAAGUGACUUUAUUAACAUCAGUUAUACGUGUGAUUUAACAGGGGAGCGAAAACGUUUGCAUAUAUUAUAUGUAUUUAUGUUUGUGUUCUACAGUAACUAUUUCUGGAAUUUUCUCUUUAAGGUUUUAUAUUCUAUCCAUUUCCUUAUGACUUCUUUCUGCAUCAUGGUGGGAAAUUAACCUGUAACAUUUUCUUUAAAUAUUUCUCUAAAAAAUUCUUUAAUCAAACAUAAUGCUUCUGAUUAUUAACGCUACUUUAUAAAAGCGAUUCAUGCAUUUUCCUGAAUAUUUGCUAAUAUUAGUGCCUUAUUGUGUAGCGAAAACUUUAUAUUUCUAUUGUAUACCACUACUAUGUGCCUGUUUAUACUAAUUAAUAAUAAUCUGAACUGGAAAGUACUUUUUAUUACAUUUCGUAACUACUUUCUGAUUAACACUCCAUUUUCUACAGGUCUCAAUUGUUCGUCUCAAAGGUUUUUGACGAUGUUUCGGUGUAUAUUUAUACGCACUUUGCGCAUCAUGUGCAUCAGAUCUGUGCAGGAAAUAGCGCUGUUUCUGUUUUUUUUCUCCCUUUUCUUGUUUAAUUUUUUGUUUAUUAUUUUUUUGGUAAUGUAUGAAUGAAUUUAAAUGUUUUAAAAGUCUUUAUUAUUAGAUAAUACACUAACUUCAUUCUAAAAGUGCCUUAAAAAUAUCCCUUAAUGUUGAAACUCACUACAACAAAAUAUCCACUGCUUUAUUAAAUUGAAUUCUACAUCCUGGUGCUUUUUUAAAUAAUCAGACACUUAAAAAUACAUUUUUGCCUUAAGUCCGUUAUAAAAUAAAUAAAUGUGUGUUUACAUGCACUCAAAAACCUGUUCAUAAUCCGAUUUCUGCAUUUAGCAGAUUAUUCGUGAAGUCAUAUAAACAGUGCAAUCUUUUUAUCUCUUAGAUUGGAGUCUUGAAAUCUGAUAAAGAGAGAUGAAUUUUAGCUCUGUAAUCAGAUUUAGAAAUACAAAUCUAAUAAAAAGAGUUGGAUUUUAGUUUUAGAAUCAGAUUGCUACAGUCAUCUGAUUACUCAAGUGGUCAUGUCAACAGUAAACUGCUAUUUCUUAGAUCAGAGUAAGAUGAAUUUCAGUUUUUUUAAUCAGAUUUCUGCAGUUAUAAUUAUUCAAAAAGUCAUGUAAAAAAACAUACUCCUGUUUUUUUAGAUCAGAGUAAAGUCAUAAAAUCUAAUAAAGAAAGCUGGAUUUUAGCUUGGCAAUCAGAUUUCUGCAGUUAUCUGAUUAUUUAAGUGAUUUUCAACAGCAAAGUCAGAUUAUCUGAGUCCAAUGAAUACUCAAUUAAUACAAAUAUAAAUAAAAAUCUGAUGAAUAAAUCAAAUAAAGAGAAGAUAUUUUUUUUCAUUAUUCAGAAAUAUAGUGAAGUAAUCUGAUAAAGAUUGGAUUAAAAGCUAGAUGUUUUAUUUUUUGGGGGGAAUUUAGCUCAGUAAUCAGAUUUUGAAAAAGUGCAUGUACACUCUUAUCCAGAGUAUUCUGGGAUUUCAUAUUGCAUCUCAGUAUAUUAAAAAAGCAGAAUAAAGUGUAGGAUUUACUUUUUACAUUUUUUUUUGAUAGUUUAUUGGCUGGUUGCAAAACAAAAAUCUGAUUAAUGUCUAAUUCAUGUAAACUCUAAGUUUUCCCAUUAUCUGAUUACCCAAGUUUAUGUGUUUUUAUGUGAGUUUAACGUAUUGAUCAGAUUACUGACAAAAUCUGAUUUGCCGUAAUUGGAUUAUGAAGUUAAUGUAAACAGGUUGAUCGGAUUACUGAUUAACUUUAAGGUUUUGCAUUAAUCUGAUUAUGAAGUGCAUGUAAGCAAAUGCAAUAGAUUAAAGCUGCCUAUACGUUAAAUGCAAAAAGUAACUUACUUUAUUACUCAUUUUAUGAAUUUUCAUUAUUACAGUUCUAAGCAUUAUAUUAUUAAUAGUUUGUAAUAUUUGUAUUUAAUAAUAAUAACAGUAACGUUAUAUAUAUUAUUAUAACGCCUCAGAUUAGAUACGCCUCAGUCAGUAACACUCAGUAUACGUCCUGUGGUGUUUUCAGGUUAUUAUUUGACAGUCAUUCCUUUUAUAUUUCAUUGCUGUCUGUUUCUGUUGGUGUUAUUAUGGUCUGUACGGUGUUUCUGAAUUUAAGUGCCUGCUUUAUUAUGUUAUUUCUCAUGGAGAGAAAAAAUGAUGCAAUUAAAUAUAAUGGAAAACGUUAAUAACGGGACGAAGAACUGAAUAAAAAGGGAAUUUAA
Astyanax mexicanus (Mexican tetra) is the source of this 7059-nucleotide messenger RNA. RefSeq names its product dynamin 2b (gene dnm2b). The transcript is spliced from 22 exons. NCBI's taxonomy places the organism in Eukaryota, Metazoa, Chordata, Actinopteri, Characiformes, Acestrorhamphidae. Gene Ontology annotation, cellular component: cytoplasm; microtubule; membrane. Gene Ontology annotation, molecular function: GTP binding; GTPase activity; microtubule binding. Bases 233 to 2800 code for a protein of 855 amino acids. The record is from RefSeq and is a predicted model, not a curated record.